This is a messenger RNA of Betta splendens (Siamese fighting fish), 1535 nucleotides long. RefSeq names its product transmembrane protein 30C (gene cdc50c). The record is from RefSeq and is a predicted model, not a curated record. Gene Ontology annotation, biological process: phospholipid translocation. The transcript has 7 exons. The coding region runs from base 131 to 1192 and encodes 353 amino acids. Gene Ontology annotation, cellular component: plasma membrane; endoplasmic reticulum; Golgi apparatus. Lineage: Eukaryota; Metazoa; Chordata; Actinopteri; Anabantiformes; Osphronemidae.
GUGUGUGUGUGUGUGUGUGUGUGUUGAAAUAAAGAACAGGAAGAGAAAAGAGAAGAUAGCAGCGCCUCGUUCACACGCUUUGCUUUUGGCUGUGCAGCGAGUUCCUCUUCUCCUCGAGUGAAAGUCUCUCAUGGGCAAAGCGAAGGUGAAGCCCGGGCCCCUGGGUCGCAGGCCGGACAACUCUGCUUUCAAGCAGCAGAGGCUCCCUGCCUGGUCUCCCAUGCUAACGGCUAACAGCGUGCUGCCCUUCUUCUACGUGAUGGCUGUGAUAUGUAUGGUGCUGGGAGUGUGGCUGCUCCUCACAGUACAGAGCACACAGGAAAUAAAGGUGGACUACACGGACGCUGGAACCUGUAACGUGUGCCUCGAAAUGCGUAAAAAUGUCAGCAAUGCAGCAAAGAGCUGCAGCUGCACAGUGAGGUUUGAAAUCCAGAAGGCGUUCAAGGGAGACGUCUUUUUCUACUACGGCCUGCGGAACUUCCACCAGAACCUCCGCAGGUACAUGGACUCCAGAGACGACGGACAGCUGGUUGGAAAGAAGGCGAACCUGAAGAACCCCAGUUCCUACUGCGAGCCCUUUUCCAAAGACCCCAGCGGACUCCCCGUCGCCCCGUGCGGCGCUGUGGCCAACAGCAUGUUUAACGACUCCUUCUCUCUGACCUAUCACGGGUCCAGCGGUCUCACCGCUGCGGUUCCUCUGCUGCGCCGAGGCAUCACCUGGUACACGGACAAAAACAUCAAGUUCCACAACCCCAAGAUCGACAACCUCACGCUGCCUCAAGUGUUUGAAGGCACAGCUAAGCCGCUGUACUGGCAGAGGCCCGUGUACCAGUUCGAACCCCUCGAUCCAAACAACAACGGCUUCAUCAACGACGACCUGAUCGUGUGGAUGAGGGAGGCGGCGUUCCCCAACUUCAAAAAGCUGUAUGGGAUUUUGAACCGAACCAACAAGCCCUUCAAAAACGGGCUUCCAGCCGGGAACUACAGCGUGGAGAUCUCCUACAACUUCCCUGUGCAGUACUUCCAAGGCAGAAAGGGGGUGGUGCUGACCACGCUGACCUGGUUUGGAGGCCAGAACUACUUCCUGCCCAUUGCUUACCUAGUAACCAGUGGCCUGAUCCUACUGGUAGCCGUCGUCCUCACAGUGGUCUGGUGGAAGUUUGGAAAGAAUGGGAACAACAUGCAGGAAUGAAGGGAAAAUGCUGAUUGAUGCACUCCUUUAAAUAAAUCCCAAAGGACACUGGCAUGAGCAAAGGAGGUGUAGAGGAAGAAUGUUGAUUUGGUGCAAAAUGAAGAAUUCCGUUGGACAUCUGGAAAAUCUAAAUGAUCCUCGUCCUUUCCCUGCGAUGCUGCUGCUAAAAAAGGCACCGUUUAAACACUCAGGACCUUCACAGAUGGGCUGCGUUUAAGACCCACUGUAACAAGCGUAUACGUUUACAUUCAGGAAAAUCAAGCUGCAUUUCUAGUGUCAUUAUGAAGAUGUUUGUGCUCGAUGACAGCUAUAAAUUGUAAUAAAGGAUUCUUUUUAAAAACUC